Molecule: messenger RNA, 2596 nt
Organism: Suncus etruscus (white-toothed pygmy shrew)
Lineage: Eukaryota; Metazoa; Chordata; Mammalia; Eulipotyphla; Soricidae
Gene: ARNT
Product: aryl hydrocarbon receptor nuclear translocator
Exons: 22
Coding region: 33-2402 (789 amino acids)
Biological process (GO): regulation of transcription by RNA polymerase II
Cellular component (GO): transcription regulator complex; aryl hydrocarbon receptor complex; nucleus
Molecular function (GO): RNA polymerase II cis-regulatory region sequence-specific DNA binding; DNA-binding transcription factor activity, RNA polymerase II-specific; protein dimerization activity
Source: RefSeq, a predicted model, not a curated record
CCCGGCGGCCACGGCGGCCUCCGCGCCCGGCCAUGGCGGCGUCGGCGGCGAACCCCGAAUUGACACCAGAUGUGCCAUCCCUUGGGUCAGCCAUUGCCUCCGGGAACUCUGGGCCUGGGACUCAAGGUGGAGGAGCAGUUGUCCAGAGGGCUAUUAAACGCCGGCCAGGGUUGGAUUUUGAUGAUGAUGGAGAAGGGAACAGUAAAUUUAUGAGGUGUGAUGAUGAUCAAAUGUCUAAUGAUAAAGAACGGUUUGCCAGGUCGGAUGAUGAGCAGAGCUCUGCGGAUAAAGAGAGACUCGCCAGGGAAAAUCAUAGUGAGAUUGAACGGCGGCGACGGAAUAAGAUGACAGCCUACAUCACAGAACUGUCAGACAUGGUACCCACCUGCAGUGCCCUGGCUCGAAAACCAGACAAGCUGACCAUCUUACGUAUGGCAGUUUCUCACAUGAAGUCCUUGCGGGGAACUGGCAACACGUCCACGGAUGGCACCUAUAAGCCAUCUUUCCUCACCGACCAGGAACUGAAACAUUUGAUCUUGGAGGCAGCAGAUGGCUUUUUAUUUAUUGUCUCAUGUGAAACAGGGAGGGUCGUCUAUGUGUCUGACUCUGUCACUCCUGUCUUGAACCAACCACAGUCUGAGUGGUUUGGCAGCACACUCUACGACCAAGUGCAUCCGGAUGAUGUGGACAAGCUCCGUGAACAGCUUUCUACUUCGGAAAAUGCCUUGACAGGGCGUAUCCUUGAUUUGAAGACAGGAACAGUGAAAAAGGAAGGUCAGCAGUCUUCCAUGAGGAUGUGUAUGGGCUCAAGGAGAUCAUUCAUUUGCCGAAUGAGGUGCGGCAACAGCUCUGUGGAUCCCGUCUCCAUGAACAGACUCAGCUUUGUGAGGAACCGAUGCAGGAAUGGGCUUGGAUCUGUGAAGGAUGGAGAGCCUCACUUCGUGGUGGUCCAUUGCACAGGCUACAUCAAGGCGUGGCCUCCAGCAGGUGUUUCUCUUCCAGAUGAUGACCCGGAGGCUGGCCAGGGUAGCAAGUUUUGUUUAGUGGCCAUUGGUAGAUUGCAGGUAACUAGUUCACCCAACUGUACAGACAUGAGUACUGUUUGUCAGCCAACAGAGUUUAUUUCUCGACAUAAUAUUGAGGGGAUUUUUACUUUUGUGGAUCACCGUUGUGUAGCUACUGUUGGCUACCAGCCACAGGAACUCUUAGGAAAAAAUAUUGUAGAAUUCUGUCAUCCUGAAGAUCAGCAGCUUCUAAGAGACAGCUUCCAACAGGUGGUGAAGUUGAAAGGCCAAGUGCUGUCUGUCAUGUUCCGUUUCCGGUCCAAGAACCGAGAGUGGCUCUGGAUGAGAACCAGCUCCUUUACUUUCCAGAACCCUUACUCAGAUGAAAUUGAGUACAUCAUCUGUACCCACACCAAUGUGAAGAACUCCAGCCAGGAACCCCGGCAUUCGAUGACCAACACAAUUCAGAGGCCACAGCUGGGUCCCGCAGCUAAUCUGCCCUUGGAGCUGGGCUCAGGCCAGAUGACACCCAGGCAGCAGCAGCAGUCGGAAUUGGAUGUGGUACCGGGAAGAGAUGGACUGGCCAGCUAUAGCCAUUCCCAGGUUUCUGUCCAGCCCGUCAGCACCACUGGUCCAGAGCACAGUAAGCCCCUUGAGAAGGCAGACGGUCUGUUUGCUCAAGAGAGAGACCCAAGAUUUUCAGAAAUAUACUCCAAUAUUAAUGCAGAUCAGAGUAAAGGCAUGUCCUCCAGCACUGUCCCUGCCACCCAACAGCUGUUCUCUCAGGGCAGCACAUUCCCUCCUACCCCCCGGCCGGCAGAAAAUUUCAGAAAUAGUGGUCUGGCCCCACCUGUAACCAUUGUGCAACCGUCGCCUUCUGCGGGGCAGUUGUUGCCCCAUAUUUCCCGCCAUUCGAACCCCACACAGGGAGCUGCUCCAGCUUGGACCUCUAGCAUCCGGCCAGGGUUCUCUGCCCAGCAGGGGACUACCCAGGCUGCAGUCAAGACUCGGACUUCCCAGUUCGGGGUGAGCGGCUUUCAGGGUCCAGCUGCCUUCGGCUCCAUGUCGCUCCCUGGUGCUCCUAUUGCUUCCCCUGGUGCUGCUGCCUACCCCAGUCUCACCGGCCGUGGAGCCAACUUCGUUCCUGAAACCGGACAGACUGCAGGACAGUUCCAGACCCGGACAGCAGAGGGUGUGGGCGUCUGGCCACAGUGGCAAGGCCAGCAGCCUCAUCAUCGUUCAGGUUCAAAUGAGCAACAUGUUCAGCAGCCAUCAGCACAACAGCCUGGCCAGCCCGAGGUCUUCCAGGAGAUGCUGUCCAUGCUGGGAGACCAGAGCAGCAGCUACAGCAGUGAAGAAUUCCCUGACCUGACUAUGUUUCCCUCCUUUUCUGAAUAGAACUGUUGGGGUGAGGAGAGGGGUGGGGGGAGAAAAGUCACCAUUUAUUCUUAAAAUCAACUAUUUCUUUAAACAGAAUAAAAGUUGCUCUCCCUUCCCUCCCCUCACCCCUAAUAUGCACUCUUGUCCUGCCACCUCUGAGAUGACAUCAGUAAGAAAAGGAAAGGAUCCUCGCGACUUCGGAACCCUUGGGA